AUGACCCGAUAUGCUAGUCCAAUCAAUCCAGCCGUGUUUCCUCAUCUGACGAUCGUGUUACUUUCUAUCGGAAUAUUCUUUAUGGCUUGGUUCUUUGUGUAUCCUUUGAUUUAUACCUGUCGCGUCUUAGUUCCUAUGAAAAAAAGCUUCGAUCAGCAUGAACAGUUUGGUCUAUAUGAUGCUGCCCGUCUGCAGUUUUUAGUGGAUUUUCAAGAUUUUAACUCUUUUUACAGAAAAUAAUCCCAGGUAUUCUGCAUUUAAGCCAAGUCCUAAAUUUCUUGACAGAUUGAGUCGCAUUUAAGGUUUUUACCGUUAAGGAAAAUAUUUUGUGUCCAACUCUGAUUGUUGUGUUCAUUGUGUCACGCAAUCUUAAACAAGAAUUAUUACACUUUCCUUCCAGUUAUUUUCAGUUAAUGGGGUAAAUGGGGUUGAUGCGAAUUUAGUUGUUUAGAGGAUCUGUGAUUUCAUGACAAUGAUGAUGAUAAUAAUAUAAUAAAAAUAAUAAUAGUAAUAAUGAUAAUAAUAAUAAUCUUCAUUCAAUACUAUACCUGGCAACUUUUUUAAAUUUAUAGGGGUGAUAUUUUUAGAUCUUUUUAUCCUGGGAGUGCCAGGAUUUUUCUUAGGAGUCAGAUAAUAUCUGAAGAUGUCUGAAAACGUUCCAAAGAGUUCCGUCUAACACAAAAACAGGAACAUGAAGAAACAGUGACUUUCCCUACUAAAAUAAGAGAAUCCGGAGAAAGUUGAUCAUUCACAUGGACUUGUCUUUACUCUCAUUGGUUCCAGUUUCUUUAAGUAAUUAACAUGUUUUUCAAAAUGUGUCAGUUGAUACUGUAAUGACUCAAACAUUUCUACCAGGCGCAAGAAAAUUAUUGGAAUACAGUCGUGAGUAGGCGUGAGAUCAAAGUUUUCGAUCUUCAUGUGUGACAGUCAUGCUAUAGGCAUGACACUUGGCAGGUAUGCAACACAGGUUCUCGACAGUUUGUUGGAGUCUUCCUUUUACAUCAGGUCACUGCCUGAGACCUUGGCUGUCUUAACCUUUUAAGCCCUGAGAUUCACAUACAAAUUCUCCAGACUUAUCUCCAUGCAUUUCUUUCAAGAACAGAAUUUGGUUUAAGAUCAAAGCAUUAUCCCUUUGGUAAUCAACUGAGUAACUCUCAUAACCUUUCCUCUUGAUGAUCUGCAGGUGCCAGUUGCCCAAAAGGUGGAUAGUGCAAUCCACUGGAUAAAUCACUAUCCACUGGAUAGCGCAAUUGGUUUCCCUAAUACUUAUCCGAUGGAUAGCGUUAUCCAUCUUUUGAACAACCAGGGCCUGAUGUUGUCAGGAGAAAAUUGAUGUUGGUCACUUUUGGGACCUAAAGGGUCAAGACUUUGUGAAGGAUUGUGGCAUUUCCCAGUAAGCAUGCUCUCUGUAAUAAUGUGUGGUUCCAGAAAAUAUCCAUACCCCCGCCCCUCACAGAAGAUCUUUGGAAAUUCCAAGGGGGAGAGGGGGUUCAACGGCAGCUAUUUCUGAGGGGUAAGGGGUUCAUGGGAAACAACUUUUCCAGAGGGUGACGAACCACGAACAAAACACUGAAAGUAACGCGCAAUCGAUCGUAAGCACAAAAACAUACGUACGUUGUUUUGAAACAAAAAUCACUACUCCUGGCCAUUGAGAUGAGGUUAACAUCAUUAGCUUUAAUGUUUCUGUUUUUCUUUGAGUUAGCUAGCGCUACAAUCUCCAGAAGAACGAUAUGGCGGACAUGACUGGAGUCAGAGUCUUGUCCCCAGACUUCCAGCUUUGUCUCGUUGUGCGACCAACAUUUUAGUGCUUUCAGUUCUGUUCACUGAGCAUCACUUUUCGCUACCUUUACAUGCAGGAAACGCAUUUUUGAUACGUUUCAUCUUUUAUCAGUGGUUGUUCGUGGUAGUAACUCAUAAAAAAAUGCGAUGAGAAAAGAGAACUUUCGUUCUCAUUUCUUGCUCGAUCUUCAGAAGGCCCGGGUACCUAGCAAGUAAAAUUUCUUCAGCCUGAUCAUGACGAUGUUCAUGAAAACUAGCGCGUUGGCAUGUGUUAGUGAAGGUUUUGGUCCUUAAAUAAGAAUCAACCUGAAGAAACUGUCUAAAUGUGUAGACAAAUAAACAGCCAGAAAGGAACCUUGUAAGUUUCUGGGGUUUUUUUGCUAUUGUUUUCUAAGUUGUUUAGGCGAGUGAAAGUAAAGUUCUCUUCAUAAUGUUCGCAUCGGAGUAAGCACAAAAACGUAAACAAUCUAUGUUUUAAACUUUACAACCCAAAUGUUUAAGCUUAUAAGCUUACAUGAAAACUAGACAGGUAGAAUUUGUAAAUUUGAUGGUGAAGUAGCUAAAAGUUUAGGUGAAUAAUAACCUUCACAAAGGUUUACAUUGUUGUAAUAAAAUUCAACCAUAUUUUCGUAAAUGAGUAAGUAUCCACAUUCUGUUUUUUUAAAGUACCAAAACCACUUUGACAUAAAGAAGUCCCUGAUUAAAAAUUCAGGAAAUUCCUGGGGGGAGGAGGGUCAUCUAAGACCCCCUUGGAACGGAAAAUCCUGGGUGGUGGGGGGUGCAAAUUAAAGAGUCUUCCCUGGGAGGGGUAUGGAUAUUUUCUGGAACCACACAAUUCUAAACAACAUGUGCUGCCAAUCUCUGCCAACUACUUUCUAUAAUUUAUUAUUAUUAUUAUUAUUAUUAUUGUUGUUGUUGUUGUUGUUGUUGUUGUUUUUGCAGAUCAAUUUAGGUUUCUGGCCACCUAACCCUCCCCUAAGCGAACAUUUUGCCCUAAGUAAGAAGUAAGUGUUAAUGUUAGCUUAGGGGAGGGGUUGGUGGGCAGUUUCCCAGAAAAUUAAUGUAAAUUGAAAUUGGGAAUGGUGCAUGCAUGAUGUAAUAACUUCCUUGACAUUUACCAAAGCUAUGAAGUCACCUCUACAAAGUACAACAGAGACAUCUACAAAGAACUGCUUGUAUCUUUAGUUGCUUCUCUUUUCAUGGGAUUUGGAGGGCUUUUCCUGUUACUUUGGGUCGGAAUUUAUGUUUGA
Porites evermanni is the source of this 3029-nucleotide messenger RNA. The record is from the annotation of a GenBank genome assembly. NCBI's taxonomy places the organism in Eukaryota, Metazoa, Cnidaria, Anthozoa, Scleractinia, Poritidae.